This is a messenger RNA of Pseudovirgaria hyperparasitica, 189 nucleotides long. RefSeq lists its product as uncharacterized. The annotation marks the transcript as partial. The transcript has a single exon. Lineage: Eukaryota; Fungi; Ascomycota; Dothideomycetes; Acrospermales; Acrospermaceae. The record is from RefSeq and is a predicted model, not a curated record.
GAGAAAAUAGAGAUCCUACGAGAGGUUAUGUUCCCUCUCCUAGAACCUAUAGACCUAUUAGAUAUUAACGGCACGGAAUACCUAGAAGCCGUGAGUAUCCCUAGAGAAAUCACGGAUAAUAAUAUACUCGGCGCUAUUAAGACACUCCCGAAUGAUAAAGCGCCCGGGCUAGAUAGAAUUCCGAAUUAA